CACAAACUAUGUUAAAUUCAUAAUGCCCUCUUGAGUAUUGUUUACAAGAAUUCAGAAGCAAAGUGCGUUGGCUAUUGGACAGAUUGGUCACAUCUCACGAGAAUAUUUUCAACCGUACUGCUAAACUUAGAUCAUCAUUAAUUCAGAACGGCGCAGAGCAGUUGUCGCAGUCAUACGGCCGGAAAAACGCAAUUUGAAUCGCGUAAGAGAAAAAGGUUCGCUCUUUCUUUUUAAAUGAAGCUUCAACGGGGUACAUUCUAAAGUAUAACGAUAAAAAAUGUCUCAUACAUCCUCUUGGAGUUACACUGAUAAUGAAUUCGGUCCUCACACUUGGCAGGAUCGCUACAAAGUCGCCGAAGGUAAUUUGCAGUCUCCGAUUAACAUCGACACCGAAGCAGCGAAAGGAGACACCAUCGUGGAAGCGAUUAAGUUCAAUUACUUGCCCAUGAAGAACAGCACCAUUACUAAUGAUGGACGACAUUUGCAAAUCACAUUAUCAAGAAAUGAUUCAGUUAUAACAGGAGGCCCAUUGACAGACACAUACCAAUUGGCUAUCAUACGCUUCCGCUGGGGUCAUGACAACAACUCCGGAUCGGAACACGCAAUCAAUGAUCAAAAUUAUCCAUUGGAGGUUCAGCUCAUCCAUUGGAACAAAAAGCUGUACAAAAAUAUUGGUGAAGCUAUGGGAGGAGAAAAUGGCUUAUGUAUCAUAGGACUUCUGUACCAGGUGUCAGAUGAUGACAAUGAGGGCUUACUGCCAGUUAUAAAAUUGCUCUCUAGAGAGGAAAAUAAGGGCUGCUUUUCAUUGGAGGUGAAAUCUACCAUCGAUCCAACUUGCUUUAUAAAAGAUAUGACAUCAUACUGGACAUAUCAAGGCUCGCUCACGACUCCUCCAAUGAGUGAGAAUGUCACAUGGAUAAUAUCAGAAAGUAUCAUGAAAAUAUCCGAGAAACAGCUAAGUGCGUUUCGUAAUGUUCGCAACAGUUGUGGGGAACUUAUGGCUGGUCACUGCAGACCCCUUUGUCCAUUGAAUGGGCGACCCGUUAGGCUCUGUGUCAUGAAUAACAAUAACAAUAUCGAAGACCACCAAGAAAAUGAUGACAUUCUCGCUAAGGACUGCGACGAUGACAAAGAAAAUGAGAUUUUAGAUGAGAAUGCGAAUCAUAACUGUGACGAUAAUGGGCCAGAUGGGACAGACAAGGGCUACUUUGAGGACAUCUACAAGUUGGAAGCGAUGGGCGACCAUGUCGACCUGGAGGCGCAUUAGGUAAGACAUUGGUGGUCCAUGCAAAGCUGGAUUUAUCUAUUGAAACAAAACUUGCUGUAAACAUAACCUUGUAAACUACAUGAUAUUCAGAAGAUCCAAUGCAGAUAGAUUCCUAUCAUUUAUAUAUGACAAUAAAUGUUUGUUUAGACAGUCUCAAGGUCAUUAUUAGUAACUAAGAAAGUAACUGAACGUAUCUGAAAGUAACCGUCCCAACCGACUCUGUGAACUAAAGAAUACUAUUAAUAAUGCAAAUAAAGAUGAUA
This is a messenger RNA of Pocillopora verrucosa, 1530 nucleotides long. RefSeq names its product carbonic anhydrase 1-like. NCBI's taxonomy places the organism in Eukaryota, Metazoa, Cnidaria, Anthozoa, Scleractinia, Pocilloporidae. Gene Ontology annotation, molecular function: carbonate dehydratase activity; zinc ion binding. The record is from RefSeq and is a predicted model, not a curated record.